UAACAAGCUUAUAGUUGAGUCACAAGAGGUGGCCGGUAUUUUUACCAUAUAAAUUACCCCUCUAUACAAGCCCCUCCAUCGGUCCCUCCAAGAAUUUUUGCCGAUUUAGGUAGGGAUCGAGGUGCCUAGAUAAUUAACCCACUUAGCCCAUGGGUCCACUAAAAUUUUCAGUCGCCAGUUUCUUAUCGCAUAUCCAAUUCCUCAACUUUCACGAUUAAACAAAUCUUUAACUUCUAGCAUCAGAUAUCUUGGUCCUUGCCUCUUUACCAUGACAAUUCAGUCCUGAAACUAGAUUUAGGAAAGAGAAACAAUGGGUCCACAAAGAUCAUCUACUUCCCUGUCUAAAAAGACAGGGAACAAACUCCACCGCCAAUCGUUAUACGUCAAGCAAAAGAGAGAGCGCGAAAAGGAAAAGCGUGAAGCUCGUUUUCGACGGAAGAAGGAAGAAGACCAGGAGCCCGAACUUCGAAGACAACGAGUUGCGCGGAAUAUACCAGCGACAAUCGACCGAAAACGAGUCUGGGACGACGUGGACGACGAUGGGUUGGGCGCAAGUGUUGACAUGGAGCAAUUGCUCAAGAAACGACGCUUACAACAAGAGGAAGCUGAAGAGAAACAAGCCGCCGAAGCAGAAAAUGGUGAUGAGUCCGAGGAAGAUGACGACGAAGCGGAUAGUAUGUUAGGCUCAGACGAUGACGAGGAGGACGAAUCCGACGAAGAAGCAGCUGCAAAAGCUCGCGCAAAGCAAGUAAUUCGAGAUGAUAGUCUUGCGCCUUCGACCACUUCGACAAAUCUUGAUCUUACGCCAGAAUCAUUAGUAGCCAAAUUUCCAUCGCUAUUUUCAGACGAUGGGCCAGCUGUGCCUCAACUCUUACUUACCACAACCCUCAACUCGACUCUUCACGACCAAGCAAGAUUACUCUGUACCUUAUUCCCAAAUUGCACGUAUAUACCACGAUCGGCGCAUAAGUAUGGACAUAAAUACAGUGUGAGGGAGAUUUGCAAAUUCGCAGGGAACAGGGGUUACAGCGCCGUCAUGAUUCUCCGAGAAGACCAAAAGAGGCCAAUUGGCUUAGAUAUCGUGCAUCUGCCUUUAGGACCGACAUUCCACUUUAGCAUCUCGAACUGGGUCGAAGGAAAGAAGUUGCCGGGUCACGGUAACCCAACAAACCACUAUCCGGAACUUUUACUUAAUAAUUUCAAGACGCCAUUAGGUGUUCUUACCGCAAAAUUGUUCCAAACGCUGUGGCCUAAGACACCGGAGUUACAAGGUCGCCAAGUGGUUACACUACAUAAUCAACGUGAUUACAUAUUCUUGCGUCGGCACAGGUACGUCUUCCGAGACAAGAGAGCUACAGAAAAAUGUGUGGUGGGCGCAGACGGAAAGGAGCUGAAGGGGGUGGAAAGUAUUCGUGCAGGCCUCCAAGAACUAGGACCUAGGGCGACUCUAAAGCUGAGGCGCAUUGACAAAGGAAUCGGUCGAGCCGGAAGUGAAGGAGACGAUGCUGUGCAAUGGGAAUGGAAAGCAAAGAUGGAAAAGCAACGAACCAGGUUCAACCUAUGACCAUGCAUAUGUUUUUUUUCUUGUCCAUAUCAAGCCACAGACCUCAACAUACCCCAAUGUUGACUCCAUUUUCGGUCUUGCCGGUACCUAGCCUUAGUUACAUGUAUACCUAGGUACCUAUGCACCUAUGAUUUGAAUUUACGUACCUGAUUUUAAGGUACAUACCCGCCCACAUUAUUGGGUGGAUUAGUGGAUUAUGUACCUAUCACGGAGGAUCGGCGUCUAACAGAUAAGCUAGAUAGGUACCCGUGGACCUAUAACGUUUCGCUGGCACGUCGCGGGGGGACCAACCACUUGUCC
Molecule: messenger RNA, 1864 nt
Organism: Hypoxylon trugodes
Lineage: Eukaryota; Fungi; Ascomycota; Sordariomycetes; Xylariales; Hypoxylaceae
Product: Brix-domain-containing protein
Exons: 2
Coding region: 311-1564 (417 amino acids)
Biological process (GO): maturation of 5.8S rRNA; maturation of LSU-rRNA
Cellular component (GO): preribosome, large subunit precursor; nucleolus
Molecular function (GO): rRNA primary transcript binding
Source: RefSeq, a predicted model, not a curated record